This is a messenger RNA of Trifolium pratense (red clover), 1008 nucleotides long. RefSeq lists its product as uncharacterized. The record is from RefSeq and is a predicted model, not a curated record. The transcript is spliced from 2 exons. Bases 1 to 1008 code for a protein of 335 amino acids. Lineage: Eukaryota; Viridiplantae; Streptophyta; Magnoliopsida; Fabales; Fabaceae.
AUGUUAAGAGCCCAAAUCAACGGAUUUAGGCAAAAAGAUGGAGAAUCACUCUUCGAAGCUUGGGAAAGAUACAAGGAUAUGAUGAGACUCUGUCCACACCACGGUUUAGAACAAUGGCUUAUAAUCCAUACCUUCUAUAAUGGGCUGCUAUAUAACACUAGACUUACCAUAGAUGCGGCCGCCGGUGGCGCGCUAAUGGAUAAACCUUACCAAGAAGCCACCCAACUUAUAGAAAACAUGGCCCAAAACCAUUAUCAAUGGGGAAGCGAACGCGCUGCCAUAGAGAAAUCCCAGACGAAAGGUGGAAUGUACGAAGUAAGCGGCAUAGACCAAGUCAAUGCAAAAGUAGAAGCCCUUUCUCAGAAAUUGGAAAGUUUAACUCUACCAGCUACCGUAGUUGCAGUGCAGCCAAACUGCGAACUAUGUGGAGUUCCCGGACACAUGCCCUCCGAAUGUCAAUUACUUGCCGGACUCGACCAAGUAAACUAUGCCCAAGGGAACCCCUACUCCAAUAGUUAUAAUCCCGGUUGGAAGAACCAUCCUAAUCUCUCUUACAAAAAUAACAAUGCCUUAUUCCCCCCUAGUCAAACACCUCCAGGUUUUCAAAAGCAAAUGGGACAACAAGCUGCAACCCAACCACCUAAAAAAUCCAACUUUGAUCUGAUGAUGGACAAAUUCCUAAACCAAAAUAUUCAUACGAAUGAAUUAGUGAAACAAUUAUCAAACAAAGUAGAUGCACUAGCCACCCAUAACAAGAUGUUAGAAACACAAAUUUCUCAAGUGGCACAACAACAAGCAGCUCUCGCCGCUCCAGCCGGCACUUUUCCAGGCCAACCCGAACCAAAUCCUAAAGGGCACGCGAAUGCCUUACAUGCUGUAACAACUAGGAGUGGUAAAGAAUUACAAGACCCAGUUGCUCGUAUUGUUAAGAAACCGGAAAACAAUGAGAGAACCGAUGAGGCAAAGGAAACCUCGAAAGAUGCCACUCGCAAAGCCAAAAACAGAUAG